AUGCCACACGUUGAGGUCCUCCCCAACUCGGCUGCGACCGUUGCGCCAGGAUGGACAUAUGUUGUCGACACUGGUUACGACCCUUCCAAAGUUGCCAUCAACCCCAAGAACAAGAAGCGCGCCGCGGCAGCAGCACCGGGCGGCCAACGCGGCGAAAACGAACUCUCAGCGCGUCAGCAAACCGCCAUCGCGCGACGCAUAGCAGAACUAGAACGCGACAAUGAUCCCAAGCAGCUCAUCACCAUACCAGGGAAGCUGAGUGUGCCCAAGACGCAGAAUGCGAGAAGGAUUAUACAGUAUCAGCGGCAGAUCAAGCAUUGGCUUGAUGAUGAAGAGGCGCAACUUGGACAGGUGGCAGCGGCAUCAAGAGGAAGUGUAUCACAGGCAGGAGGGAGGGGAGCAGCACAGGCAUUACGAAAGCAGAGCACUAUUGCUUCUAUGCCAGCGACGCCUAUAGAAGCAACGCCAGGGCCCACAGCCGUUGCUCAAACACCAUCCCGACUCGACACCGCGAAUGCAGAUGAUGCACUACUCUCUAUCGAUCGGUCUAUGCCCGCACCACUCAAUCCUGCUGAGCUCGAGGCUCUGCUCGCUGCACCGCCGCUUUCGUACGCUGCUAGCCAUGCUGCACCUCCUCCAGCAGGGGGCCCUCCACAACGACAAUUCUGCGAUAACUGCGGAUACUGGGGACAGAUCAAGUGUAGGAAGUGUGGAGCAAGAGUUUGCGGACUAGAGUGUAAAGAUGCACAUGAGGCUACACGGUGCUUGAAGUGGGCAUGA
This is a messenger RNA of Pyrenophora tritici-repentis Pt-1C-BFP, 780 nucleotides long. Its product is annotated as putative HIT finger domain protein. The record is from RefSeq and is a predicted model, not a curated record. Lineage: Eukaryota; Fungi; Ascomycota; Dothideomycetes; Pleosporales; Pleosporaceae. Gene Ontology annotation, molecular function: nucleosome binding. Gene Ontology annotation, cellular component: Swr1 complex. Gene Ontology annotation, biological process: chromatin remodeling.